AUGAUUCCGAUAUGGAAAUUUCUGAUCACAUAUGUGCAUGAUCCGAAAACUGUGGACCAUGUUAAAAAGAAUUUGAUGUUGAGUGGAAAAAAGGUUCAAAAAUCAUUGGAUGUCGAAAGAAAAAAGAGACAACAACUUGUCAAACAAAUUGAAGAAGUUAAAUCAAGGAUAAACGAAAUUAAAGCUAAAGGAAUACCAAACACUGAAUUUGAAAUUAUGGAACUGAGGAAAAAAAUCAAAGUACUUCAAUCAUCUGUACAGAAUCAAAAGAAACAGGAAGACCAAACUACAAAAGAAAAUUUCUUAGUUAGAGCUUUUGAAGAAAAGUGUAAAUUUGACACUUCCGUGUUGAGUGAAUAUAGCCAGAAAUUGGCCAUAUCGUAUGACACAAUGAAAAGAAUUAACAAUGUAAAUAUUAGCGAGGUUAGAAAAAUAAUAGAAGAAUUUGUAAAUACUUGUGUUAAAACUUUGAGUAAGGAAUUGAAUAUAGAUAUCAGUGAGAUUGAUUUUGCUUCCCUAAAAAUCAAAGAACUGCUUACUCCACAGAUUUUGGAACAUGCUCAAGAAAUACUCAAAGAGCAGUCGAUAUCUAUUCGCCACUCGUUUGAGAAUUCUCACACUCUUAAGGAUGCUGACAAGGAGAGGAUUCAGCAAAUUGAAAAUGCAUUGGAGGAGGAAAGAAGAAGACAUAUCACCAGAUUUUCAGAAACUCAAUCUUUGUCUAAUAUCUCUCAAGACCUUAAGAUAAAAUUUGAAAGGCUAAACGAGGAAAUAAGAGAAACAGGACUCACCAUCUUUGGUGAGAAAUCAAUUUAUGUUGAGGAAAUGAGAAAAAAUGAAAUUGAACUUUCUCAAUUCAGAGCAGUACGAGCUGUACUAGAGGAUUAUAUUGCUUGCCUUACAGAAGAAAGGGAAAAAAGAAAAAUUGUAAGACAAAGCCUUCCUGUCAAACAACAAGAAAUCAAUAGUCUGAGACAAAAACGAAUUCAAAAAUAUGACAAGGUUGAGACACUAAUUCAAGAAACCAAUACAUUGGUGAAUAUUUUGCCUCAGAAACAAGAACAAGUUCAUAUGUUUUUGCAAGACAGAAUACCACCAAUUACAGAACCAUUCGCUAAUGUUUUGGAGACAUUUGGCAAUAUUGUUGAAACUGAAUUAUGGAGAGAAACGAUUAUUAAGGAAAGAUCUUUCGAUAUUUGCCAGAGAAGAGCUAGGAGGGAAACUGAAAAAAAUACUAGACAUUUUAGAAUUUCCUGA
Naegleria gruberi is the source of this 1257-nucleotide messenger RNA. RefSeq lists its product as uncharacterized. NCBI's taxonomy places the organism in Eukaryota, Heterolobosea, Eutetramitea, Acrasida, Naegleriidae. The transcript is spliced from 4 exons. The record is from RefSeq and is a predicted model, not a curated record. Gene Ontology annotation, cellular component: centrosome; HAUS complex. Gene Ontology annotation, biological process: spindle assembly; centrosome cycle. Bases 1 to 1257 code for a protein of 418 amino acids.